Messenger RNA from Opisthorchis viverrini, 528 nucleotides. RefSeq lists its product as hypothetical. The transcript is spliced from 5 exons. NCBI's taxonomy places the organism in Eukaryota, Metazoa, Platyhelminthes, Trematoda, Opisthorchiida, Opisthorchiidae. The annotation marks the transcript as partial. The record is from RefSeq and is a predicted model, not a curated record.
ACCGGAAAUCGAACUCUCUGUCAGUGACGCCAGUCAUUUCCCGUUAACAUGUCCUCUGGUUUCCAGCGAUCCAGAAGCUUGCAAAGUUGCUUUUAUUGUAUGUAACUACGGACUACUUGAUUUCUUCAAAAGUACAGUCCAACAUACGAUCAAGGCUGAUUCGAAAAAAAGUGUGAACGAAAGUUGGUGUAACACUGUGAAAGGCCUUGCUUGCGCCCAGACAUUGCGCAACUUGUUUGUGACGAAGAUAAGCCUGACAUUUUUUGCACCGACUAGUACACUUCGCCCCGGAAGCUUCAAGGAGAAGAACAAAGUUGAUGGGUAUGGUGAAGGUGAAAUCUCUUCAGAAGAAACAGAUGUCCCGUGCAAGGCCUCUUGGCAAGGGGUAUCCCGGAGUACCAUCAAUGCUUGGAAUUUUGCCGAUCCAUCUUCUCUUAGCAACGGUGCGUUCAUCCGCUUGGUAGCAGAUGACACGAGAGUUCAUCUGAGCCAAUCUGUGCCCAGUGGCACAACAAAAUCAAAACCAGG